UCAGCUGUAGAGGGAGGGCUAGCGAACUGUCAGAUGUCAGAUGUUGAAUAGCAAAGCGGAGCGGUAGUGAAAAUAAUUCUAACAAAUAUGUGUUUUUAUUUCCUAUUUCAUACACAUAGGUAAUCGCCGCGCCUAGCAUUUAGUUUUAAGUCACCUAGAGAGGGACACCGCGAUCGCGGGACCGCGCAAUGGGCUCCCGAGACAGGGACACAAAGUCCUUUCAAGACAAAUUAAAAGUGUUUUUCAAGAAGGGUCCAUCGGCUCCGCUCUUGCAGAACGAGCUGGUGAUCACCCCGGAGCUGCAGAAGGAGCUGGGCUGUGACACGCCGCUCGGCCGCCGCCUGCGGGUCAUCCGCGAGGUCGCCGAGAAGGUGCUGCACGUCCGCGUCCACGAAGGUGGGGUAGACAAGAUAUGGGCGAACACGAAGGACUUGCUGGAGGACGGCAACGCGGAGGCGCGGCACGCAGUGCUGGCGCUGCUGCGGAGCAUCGCGGACGGCCAGCAGGACCUGCUAAUCAUGCGCACCAUCCUGUUCCGCUACCUACACGACACGCCCCCCGCGCGCCUGCCCGACGACUACCCGCUGCGCUUCAAGCUGCUCUACAGCCUCACCAACUCCGGCAAGGACAUCAAGUGCUUAGAGGAUCAGAUCGGCUCGUUCCUGCUGGAGUGGUUCCCCGAGAUCCAGGCGGGCACGCACAUGGUGGACUUCGUGCGCCUCGUCACCAACGUCGUCAAGUUCAACGCCGUCUACCUCGACGAAGAGAUCGUGCACGGCAUCGUUAACCACGCGUGCCACCAGUGCGUGUACAGCGGCGAGGCGGCGGUGGUGCUCGCGAGCCUCGCGCUGCUGGAGGCCGUCGUGUCGUACUCGCUGCUGCCGCUGGGCGCGCUGCCCGCCUUCGUCGCCGCGCUGUGCCGCACCGUCAACGUGGAGCACUACUGCCAGCCCAGCUGGAAGCUCAUGCGACUCGUGCUGGCCGCCGACCUCGGCCACGCUGCGCUGCGCCGCCUCGUGCACGCCCUGCGCGCGCCGCCCGCCGCCGACGCCGACGCCGGCCUCGCGCGCGGCGCCGUCUUCCACGUCAACAUGGCGCUGUGGGGGCCCAACCGCGUGCCCUCGCUGCACGCCUCGCACCUGGCCGUGCUGCCCGCCUUCCGGCGCGCGCUCGACCUGCGCCGCCCCGUCGUCACGUACGAGGUGGUGAUGGCGCUGCAGUCGCUGGUGGCGCGCGCGCCGCUCGAGCUGCACGAGCCGGCGUGGGACACGCUGCUGGACAUCGCGGACGCGGCACUGGAGCAGGCGCGUGCGGGUGCCGGGUGGGAGCUGACGGCGGCGCGCGCGCACGCGCUGCUGUCGCACGUGGAGCAGCUGCAGGAGGCGGGGCAGUACCUGGGCGACGGCGCGCGGCUGCUGGCGCUGCUGGACGCGCACGCGGCGGGCCGGCCGGAGGCGUCGGCGGCGCGCGUGGUGGGAGAGCGGGCGGCGGCGCUGCGCGGGCCAGACGUGGCGGGUGCACUGGCGCUCGUCGACCGUUACGUGCGCCGCGAGACGCGCCUGCCCGUGCGCCUGCACGCGCUCGCCGCGCUGCUCGACUUCAUCAAACGCAACAGGAUCGGUCACGGGUCGGAGCUGGCCGAGCGCGUGGGCGGGGCGCUGGCGGCGGCGUGCGCGACCGCGCCCGAGGCGGCGCUGCGGGCGGCCGCGGCGCGCGCGCUGCCGCAGCUGGCGCGGCUGGCCACCACAGACGCCUGCAUCGACCUCAUCGACCACCUGGAGCGGAUCCUCAACCGGCCGUUCGAGGUGUCGGAGGGCGGCGCGGGGGCGGGGUCGGGGGAGGGGGACGGCGCCGAGCUGCGCGCCGCCGCCGCCGGCCUCGUCGACCUGUUCCAGUACAAGGUGCUGCGGGCGCCGGCCGCGCACGCCGCGCGCGUGUUCGUCGUGCUGCUCGACCACCUCGACCUACACUACCGCCGCCCCGCCGUCUUCAGCCGCUACCCCGACAUUCGCCUGCAGAUCCUGGACAUGAUCUUCGGGCUGCGCGCCAACGCGUCGAACUGCGUGGGGUUCGUGUACGACGCGGCGGGCGCGGCGGUGCUGGGCGCGGGCGGCGGCGGCGGAGGCGGGGCUGCAGGGCGGGCGCCGCUGUGCUCGGCGCUGCUGCUGGCCGAGCCGCCCGCCCCGCGCGCCGCCCGCCCGGCCGCAGCGCGCGAGCCGCCGCCCGGCGCAUGCGUGCUGCCGGUGGGGCGCGCGGCGCGCACGCUGGUGGCGGCGCUGACGCGCGAGGCCGACUGGGCGGUGCUGGCGCACGUGCUGCGCGCGCUGCCGCCGCUGCUGACGGCGCGCGCGCUGGCGCCCGGUCGCCGCGCCAUGGACCUGGACCUGCUGGCGGCGACGCUGUGCUCGAUGGUGGCGGACCGCUCCAUGUGCGUGCCCGAGCGGCUGGCGGGCGUGCGGCUGCCGGUGUCGCAGUUCCACGCGGCCGUCCUGCCGGCGCUGGCGGCGCUGGCCGGCCACCACGCCUACCUGGAGCCGCAGACGCAGCAGCGCGUCGUGCGCUGCCUGCUCAAGUACGGCAUGGUGCUGCGUACGCCGCAGCCGUACAUCGUGGCGCUGACGCUGUUCACGCUAGAGGCGCGCGACACGAUGGUGAAGCUGCUGCCGGAGGUGCUGCUGGACCUGUCCAAGAUCUCCGACACGACGGCCAUCGCCGGGCCCAUGCUGGAGUUCCUGUCGACGCUGACGCGGCUGCCGCGCGCGUUCGCGUCGUUCGUGGAGGACCAGUACAUGUCGGUGUUCGCGAUCGUGCUGCCGUACACGAACCACGCGCGCUACAACCACUACGUGGUGUCGCUGGCGCACCACGUGAUCGCCGCCUGGUUCCUCAAGUGCCGCCUCUCCUACCGCCGCAACUUCGUCAAGUUCAUCAUACAUGGCCUGCACAACUACAUCAUCAUGCCAUUCGAGGAGCAGCUGCAGGUGCGCGCGCGGCCGCCGCCCCCAGUCAACGAGGACUCCUCCAACCGCCAGCGCAGCUCCAGCCUCGGCUCUCGGGCGGUGUCGCGGCCGCUGGGCGCGCGCGGCGCGGGGCGGGGCGAGGGCGGCGCGGCGGGAGGGGCGGGGGCGGGGGGCGCGCCGGCCGCCUUCCACGUGGAGCUGACGGAGACGUGCGUGGACCUGCUCGCCCGGUACACCUUCACGCCGUGCAGCGCCAAGCCACAGAGGAGCGACACGGCGGAGUUCCUGUUCAGCGGCGGUCAGUCGACGACGUGGCUGGUGGGCCACAAGCUCGUCACCGUCACCACCUCCGGCUGCCUGCAGAACUCCAUGAAGCAGGGCCUGUGCGAGAGAUGCGCGACGCUGUGCCGACAGCACGCGGAGAGCGUGGCAAGCCCGCUGCCGUCCGCCACGCCCCCCGCCGCGCCCGCCCCGCCCGCCGCCGCGCCGCCGCAGCUGCACGUCGACGGCCCGGACGCUGAACCCGCGCCGGAGAUCAAACGCUACAGCCGCGUGUCGCUGCAGCACAGCCGCUCCACCGACACGUCGUGCUCGUCGCUGUCGGAACCCGACGCGCGCCGCGACGUAUCCAGGCAAAACUCAUCAGAAAACAAGAGCCAAGACCCCAUCAUCGACGCCAUCAACCAGUUCUCGCAGCGCUUCGAGAUGCUCUCCAGAGAAGUCGACUGCGACGAGACGGGGUGGUCGCGAGUGGGCGCGCUGGCGGGCGGCGGCGCGUGCCCGUGCUGGUGCGCGCGCUGGGCCGAGCUGCACGUGCGCUCCCCCACUGGCGACGUGUCCUGGCUGCUGCGCCUGCAGAACCACAUCUCCUCCGCGCAACUGCAGGAGUGGCCGCUGCAGGACGUCCUCGCCCUGCUGUCGCCACCGCCGCUCUCCCCCGCCCCGACCCCCGCGCCGCCCGCUCCCGCCCCCGCCGCCCCGCCCGCCGCCGCGCCCGUGCCGCCCCGCGACCUGCACAAGUCCAGCUCCGACAGCGUGGUGGAGGGUGCGCGCGCGGGCGGGGCAGGAGCGGGGCCGCCGCGCACCGGCACGCGGCCCAUCAACAUCCCCGGCUCGCCGCAGCGGCAGAGCUCGUCGAGCACCACGGAUGACGACGACCUGCUGCUGAUGGUUCCGGAGGGCAAGUCGCGCCACCCGGUGCGCCGUUCCAACUCCUCGCCCGAGAUGUCGUCGUGGAAGGCGCGCGCGAUGUCGCCGCCGCCCGCGCCGGAGCCGGACGCCGCGCCGCCGCCGCACGUCAAGAAGCCCGGCAAGAAGGGCGGCGUGUCGUGCGAGGCCAUCCCCGAGGAGAUGUGCGGCACGUCCCCGCAGCCCCCCGCCCCCGCCCCCGCCGCCUCCUCGCCGCACGCGCCGCUCAUGACGUACAAUUCGGACCCCGGCACCGCCCCGCCCGAGACCGACGACGGUGACGCGUCCGGCGCCGCGGACACAUCGCACCUGCACCUGCAGAAGACGAGCAGCGACAGCCGCGUGGCGAGCGGCGGCGGCGGCGCGGACGAGCUGCCCCCGCUGGCGCGCUCCAAACGCUCCAACACCAUCUCCGUGAUGAGCCCCACGCGGCGGACGCGCGAGUCGCUGCGCGGCGCCGGGCCGGGCGCGGCGGGGGGCGGGGGCGGCGCGGGCGGUGGCCUGGCGCCCUCCUUCGUGUUCCUCCAGCUGUACCACAACAUGAGCACGGCGCCGUGCGCGCCGCACGUGGCGGGCGCGGCGCGGGGGGCGGAGCACGAGCGCCCGCUCAAGAUCUCCGGCGUGCAGCACGAGCGCACCAUCAAGAACCUCGACCUCGUGCCGCCAGUAGAGACGUACAAGGUGGGCGUGCUGUACGUGGGGCCGGGGCAGCAGGACGACGAGGUGUGCAUCCUGCGGAACGAGCACGGCAGCGUGCGCUACUGCGACUUCCUGCGCCGGCUCGGCUCGCUCGUGCCGCUCGACGCCGACGAGCCCAACCUCUUCCUCAACCUGGAGCGCGGCGGCGAGGACGGCACCUACACCUACGUGUGGACCGACGACGUCAUGCAGGUGCAGUUCCACGUGGCGACGGCGAUGCCAACGCUGGCGCGCGACCCGUCCUGCAACGAGAAGCGCAAGUACAUCGGCAACGACUACGUCUCCAUCGUCUACAACGACUCCGGCCACGACUUCUCCAUACACACCAUCAAAGGUCAGUUCAACUCGUGCAUCGUGGUGGUGGAGCCGCUGGCGGGCGGCACGAACCGCGUGCGCGUGUGCACCAAGGACGAGCGCAUCCGCACCGAGUUCCUGCCGCACCUCGAGCCCAACACCGUCUCCGACAGCAACGUCGCGCUGCUCGCCCGACAGCAGGCGCUGCACUGCUCCUUGGCGGCGAUGAUCUCUCAGUCGCUGGUGGUGGGCGGCGAGCCGUACGCGUCCAACUGGCUGGCGCGGCUGCGGCUGCUGAAGCGGCUGCGGGCGCGCGCCACCGCCGACCGCCGCGCCGCCGCCCGCCCCGCCCCCUACCACCCCGCGCCGCCGCCCGCCCAUCCCGCCUACCACAUCGACGACUUCAACGACUACGCCUAACCGCGUACUCGCUCCUGUCCGCGACCGGACCUCCCCCGCCGGCGCUCCUCACCUUCACAUUCAUCUAUUGCGUUUGAUUCGACUUUGUAACACGUUUUGUAAUCACAAGAACGAGGUAGAUUCUAGAACUUCUAAGAUUCGUCGUUUUUAUACUGCAACGUCUGGAGUUGAGCGACGGCAUGUCUCGUCGAUAACUUGUAAUCUCUGAGACGCGAGUCGACCCAGUCGCUUAAAAAAUGGGUCGAAGAGCAGCUGCACGGCAACUCCUGUGCCGUCGAGUGCGGUACACCGGGCGGGCGUGGUGUGCGCCGGGCGCGCGUGCGGUACGUCGGGCGCGUGUGCGGUAUGCCGGGUGCGCGUGCGGUACGCCGGGUGCGCGAGCGGUACGCCGGACGCGCGUGCGGUACGCCGGGUGCGCGUGCGGUAUGCCGGCAUAUUUGCCGGCGAGUGCCACACUCGACACUAUGUACCUUAACAUCGAAAGUAAUCUUAAUCGAGUCGUAAGGUGUAAUAAUAUAAAUACAUUAAAAGCUUUGUAAAUAGACUCUCAUACGCUUAAGUGUUAUAUAAUAAAUCGUCGUGUUAGAAUUAUUUUCAUCGGCCGCGGGUUGUCGGGUCGGGCUGGAGCUCGUCGACCUUCGUCGGACGUGUACGGCCGACUCGUUAACCCCAAACUCUCAGUAGCCGCAAUUUCGGCCGCCGAGCCCGGAACGAGCCAUCACCCGAAAUAUCUCGAUGGAUUUUUGAUUGAAGCACCGAUUUUGCAAGGAAGUCGAUCCUGAUUCCCGACAGUAUUGACUGAACACAAAGGUUUCAAUGAUUUUUUACAUUUUUGUGAUAGUAGCGUAGCGACUGUUUGUAUGUACUCGAGUGAUUUUGUACUCGGCCCAGCUUCGCUUCACCGUCCCGGCUCGACGCGCGCGGCGACUGGCGCCGAUCUCACGCCUGCUCGCGGUCGUCGGCUCUAGUCGCCCUGUAAAUAAUUUACAUGCUGAAGGAAAUGAUUUGGUCGCACCGGAGAUCGCCGCGCCGCUCGUGCGCGCCGCCGCGGACCGCCCUAGAGUUAAACCAAAGAGCCGCCGGUCCGCGCGGCGCCGCGAGCAGGCACCCCGGCCUCUCCACUUAUCGCACCGGAGGUAUUUUAAUUGUUAUAAAUGUUGAAAAUAUAAUUUGAAAUUCUGCGAACGGUAUGUAGUGGUCCUGGCCUCGUGCGUCGCACGCAGCACGCCCGGGACGGACGUCACGCGUCUCGCCGCGUGCGCAGGACGCAGUGCGCUUAUUAUGUUGUUAAGCAGUUGAGGCAUUUCUUGUUAAAAUAUUUUAUGUAGCGAUUUAUUUCCUGACGAAAGAUUUUGUAAUCAAAUAAAUGAUGGCUAUUUU
Messenger RNA from Aricia agestis (brown argus), 6941 nucleotides. It is a transcript of the gene gig, whose product is annotated as tuberin. Gene Ontology annotation, molecular function: GTPase activator activity. Gene Ontology annotation, biological process: regulation of cell cycle; negative regulation of Wnt signaling pathway; negative regulation of phosphatidylinositol 3-kinase/protein kinase B signal transduction. NCBI's taxonomy places the organism in Eukaryota, Metazoa, Arthropoda, Insecta, Lepidoptera, Lycaenidae. Gene Ontology annotation, cellular component: TSC1-TSC2 complex; nucleus; cytoplasm. Bases 189 to 5561 code for a protein of 1790 amino acids. The transcript has 20 exons. The record is from RefSeq and is a predicted model, not a curated record.